Messenger RNA from Symbiodinium pilosum, 1201 nucleotides. NCBI's taxonomy places the organism in Eukaryota, Dinophyceae, Suessiales, Symbiodiniaceae. The record is from the annotation of a GenBank genome assembly.
GCAGCCUCCACAAACUUCCACGGCUACUUCAAAAAUUGGGAGAGCUACAAAAAUGCUCUCUCCGUGGUCCACACCUUGCACCGUCUCUCGGUCAAGGACAAAUUCGAGAGGUGGGCCAAUGCCCACUUGGACUUCCUCCACCACGAUAUAAGCCCAUCUUCGUGCAUCACCCUGAUGCACAGCUUGAUUCUGCUGCUCAACAGCAGUCUCAAGCGGUUCUACCCGAAGUCGGUGCAGGGUGUCUUGGUGUUGGAGGCCAUGAAGCAUUGCGUUCCCACGCUGAACUCAGGGCGGGAAAGGACCAUGCAAUGGAUUUUUUCCAAAGGAGGAGCAGACACCUCACGCAGAAUGAACUUGCUGAACCUUCCCAUGAAGACCUCCAUGGCGUGCAAGAAGAUGCAGCAAAUGGAGACACCCGAGCAAGCCCGUGGCAAACAAGCAUCGAACCCGGCAGACAUUCUGAAAGCAAAGCUUCUCGAGGUUUUUCCGUCGGGUCCGUCGGGCGCGGGCUCGUCGGGGACACAAGCGGGGCAGUCGGGGACGUCGGGCAGUGACAAGGGCGGUGAUCAGCCGCCAGCAGAUGUGAAGAAGAAUGAGCUCAAGAAAGCGGCUUUCACUGGCUACCAGAAAGCGGAGAAGGAGAACUACUCCACAGAGCUGCGAGGCUUGGAUACGGAUGACGUGAGAGAUUUGACCGCCCUUGACGAGGCAAUGCUGGCACUGCGAUACGCCGCCCAGUUUGUGAAGAAGCGGAACGCAGUUGCUCAGGCGGACGCGGAGGAAGAUGGGGACGCAGAGGAAGAUGUGGACUUGGUCGAGACCAACACCUUUGACCUUUUGGCGAAUGAUGACAUGAUCAGCAGCUUCACGUUCUGCGUAUCCAUUUUCUACGAGUUCUUGUGGCAAGGGCAGGCCAUGUUCAUGUUCAUGGUUCAUGAGAUCAUGACUUCACGUGUGGUGGUCAAUGGCAAGGACGUGCGUGCUUGGUCUGUUCUGCGCACAGAGAUACAGCACAUCCUUGUGAAGAGCCAUGAGAAAGCCUUCCAGAUCCCAGCAGGUGGCAAAGGCGACAAGCAAGAUGGCAAAUCGGCAUUGUCUGCGAUGGAAUUGGCAGAGCUGCUGACGCAGGACUUCUUGCAGAAGCCUGCAGAGACAGUGGAGUUUGGGGAGGGUCUGGAUGAGGAGGACCUGCACGGUAUAC